This is a messenger RNA of Cuscuta epithymum, 2936 nucleotides long. The record is from the annotation of a GenBank genome assembly. NCBI's taxonomy places the organism in Eukaryota, Viridiplantae, Streptophyta, Magnoliopsida, Solanales, Convolvulaceae.
AUAGACGUGCAAAGAAAACAAAAAAAAAAAACGAGCAACAGGAUUUACUACCUCUGAUCUGUCGAGAGAGAGAGAAGAGAGAGAGGGUGUGAGUUGGCCGUCGCAAGAGAGAAAGGAUCUUGCCGCAUCACCACCCCAUUGCCGGAGAAGAAGACCCGGUUGUACGCCGGGCUGGUUCACGCUAGAGGAAGAGGAGAAGCUGGAGUUUUUGCCACCGGACCUAAGUGCUGCCGCUGAGCAUCACGGCAAUCCACCAACCAGUCACCGUGGAGAAGCAGUUCGCCGGAGUGGAACCCGUCUGUCGGACGGAAGAAGGAAGCUGCCGGAGUCCACUGGAACUUCUGUGCGGAGGAGAAGGACAUCGUCGCUCGUAUUGCCGCUACUCCCUACGUCGCCAGAACUGUUUUGCGGAGAAGACGACAAAGCAAGGUGAAUUUGGAGAAGAUCGAGGUAGAAGCUUCGGAUAGGAAUUGUCGCGAUUCGAGGAAUUGAGGAUCAUAUUGAAGUUGAUUUCGAGAGCUUCCGCUAGAACACGUAGACUAAAGUGAUUGAGUAAUUUAUUUUAGUCUUAAUUUUAAAGAAUUGUAAUUGAACAAUUAAAUAUGGAAAAUUUUAACUUGUUGGUGGUGGGUAGCCUGUGCACCCGGUUAUGUGAGAGCCGAGUGUGGCGGUAACGCCCCAGUUUCCCUUUGAAUUUUCCGCUGCAUAAUUCUGAUAAAUCAUUAUUUAAAUGUACUUUUGGGUGGGAAAUUUGGGGGUGUUACAAGUUGGUAUCAGAGCCUUUGAUUUUUUAAAUGUGGGUUUUCAAAUAAAAGUUUUUCCUAAAGUGACUAUGAUUUUCAAAAAAAAAAAUAUUUUCGAACAUUUUUUUGACUUUCUAAAAACUUCAAUGAGUAAUACCAACAAGUUGUUAUGAGAGACUUUGAUUUUCUAAAAUGGGGGUUUUAAACAAUUUCUGAGAUUUUCUUAAACUCCCUUAAGUGUAUCAAAGCCUUAAUAUUUUCCAAGGGGAUUUUUGUAAAAUGCUUUUCUGAAAUACUAAGAAAUUAAUUUACUAGGGAAUAAGUAAGAACUUCUAGGACCGCGGUGAGAAUGUGAGAUUUUGAAUUUAUAUUUUGGUGGAGUUUGUGGUUCUUUGAAUUGUUUGAGUUAUACUUAUAUCAGAUAUACGUACCAAAUUAUGUGAAUAGUGAGUUAUAAGGUGAGGUAGUGUAAUUGUGAAUAUCAUUCGAUAUACUUCGUGUCCUAAACAUUAUUCUUUCAAGUAGACAAUGAAGUCAACAAGAAACAAAGUAGAAGACAAUGUCGUCGCACCGACGAAUGCGGAGUUGGCUCAAAAUAUGGUUCAACUCAUCCAGACUAUCGGGAGUGUGUUAGUUCAGAACAAACACCAACAACGUCUCAAAAACCGCAAUGAUGUAGCGAAACUUGUAGCGAAGCGCAAUCCACCGUGUUAUUUAGGCCAAGAAGAUCCUCUCAUCCUUGAGGAUUGGAUUCGCACUUUCGACAAACUUUUCGAUGCUAUAAAUUGCCCUGCAGAUCAACGAAUUAAUACGGCUGCGUACUAUCUACGUCAAGAGGCAGACAAUUGGUGGGCCACGACUGCCCCAACGUUGCGUCAACAACCCGACUUUUCUUGGGAGACGUUCAAGGAGGCAAUGCGAAAAAGAUUCUACCCAGAGCACGUGAGAGCUGAGAAGUAUGAAGAAUUUUUACACCUGAAGCAAAUAGGCAUGACUGUUCAAGAGUACCACUCUAAAUUCUUGAAUCUCGCACGAUUUGCACCCACGCUAGUUCCCGAUGAAAUCGAGAAAACAAAUAAGUUUAUACGCGGUCUGAACUUCGAGACACAAAAAGCUCUUUGCAUUUCAGAAUGCCAAACAUUGAACGAUGCCUACAACAAAGCUGGCAAGCACUAUCGAGUGCAACAACUCCAGAAGAAAGCACUCAAGAGAGCGAGGAAGGGGACCGGAGAAGAAAGCAAAUGGGGCGGCAAACAACACAAGCUUAUAAAUCAGCCAGGGGAGACCCGCAAUGGUAACAAGAUCAACAACCAAGGCCAAGACCAGAAACGUAAGAAGAAGAACCACACCGAGAAGACACACUUCUAUUGCUCGAAGUGUGGAAAAGAUCACCCUGGAAAAUACUGUGACGGAACGCUCGUACGAUGUUUUCAUUGUGACAAGCUAGGGCAUAGGGUGUUCGAGUGCCAUUCAAGGAAGAAGGGAAUCCCUCCGACUCUUGGAAUCAGUCAUCAUGAAAAUAAUGCAAAACACAACGGAAGAAUAUGAAAAUAGUAGGCGAAAUCAUAUAAAAAUUCUUAUUUUCAAAAUUAAUAAAUCUGUUUGAGAAUUAUGUAUCGUUUGACAUUUGACGAAUAAAUUAUUUUCUUGAAUAAGUUAAAUGCUUCGGGGACGAAGCAUUCUUUUAAGGAGGGUAGAAUGUGACACUCCUUAAAUUUAAUAAAAAGAUUUAAUAUUAACUAAACAUGUGAUACCUACUAAUAGUAUUGCAGAUAUUUUCUUAACAUAUGCUUCGGGGACGAAGCAUCUUUUAAGGAGGGUAGAAUGUGACACCCCGAAAAAUUGGAAUAAAAUAAAUAAAAUUUAUUAGUCAGAUAAAAUGUUACGAAAGUCACAUUUUAAUAAUUAAGUGAAUCGGAUAAAUUUUUAACAUCGAUGACAUUUUAAAUCAGAUAAAAAUGUUUUAAUAAUAAAAGUGACAUUUUUAAUUUGAAGACAUGAUGGGUACAAAUAUACUAUAAAUACCAUACGAAAACAACAAAGAAAGAGUUGACUUUUAAAGUCUAAUAAUAAUGCAUACUGUAUAUUAAAAUAAUAUGCUUGAUGUACCAAUAAUAUAAGUGGUGCCUAGUAAUAAUAAAGGAUUCUCACAUACACAUGCCUACCAACCAUUCACAUGGACAUAGCCCAUGU